Messenger RNA from Prunus armeniaca (apricot), 321 nucleotides. The record is from the annotation of a GenBank genome assembly. NCBI's taxonomy places the organism in Eukaryota, Viridiplantae, Streptophyta, Magnoliopsida, Rosales, Rosaceae.
AUGGAGGAUUUAGCUGGGCCAAGGCUGUAUGGCUGCUACAAGUGCCAGAACCAUGUUUGCUGUCAUGAUGAUAUUGUCUCCAAAGAUUUUCAGGCAAGCCGGGGCAGAGCGUUUCUGUUCUCCCAUGCAAUGAAUGUGGUUGUAGGGCCUACAGAGGACCGACAUCUCAUCACAGGCCUGCACUCAGUUGCAGAUGUACACUGCUGUGAUUGUAAGGAGGUGUUGGGCUGGAAAUAUGUAAAAGCCUAUGAGGAAUUGCAGAAGUACAAAGAAGGAAAGUUUGUUCUUGAAAAAUUUAAGAUUGUCAAGGUGAAUUGGUAG